AUGGCCCUAAGGAUGCUCUGGGCUGGACAGGCUAAGGGGAUCUUGGGAGGCUGGGGGAUCAUCUGCUUGGUGAUAUCUCUGCUCCUCCAGCACCAAGGAGUCCACAGCAAGUGCUACUUCCAAGCUCAAGCUCCCUGCCACUAUGAAGGGAAAUAUUUUACCCUGGGUGAGUCUUGGCUCCGCAAGGACUGUUUCCAUUGUACCUGUCUGCAUCCUGUCGGUGUGGGCUGCUGUGACACGUCCCAGCAUCCUAUUGACUUCCCUGCUGAGUGUGAGGUACGACAGAAGGCAGGAACCUGCCAAUUCUCCUUGGUGCAAAAAUCUGACCCUCGGCUGCCCUGCAAGGGGGGAGGGCCUGACCCAGAGUGGGGCUCAGCUAACACCCCUGUUCCUGGAGCUCCUGCUCCCCACUCCAGCUAAACUCAACUGAUCACCCUUCUGCUGACUGCCCACUGCUGCUGCCACUUCCAGGGAAACCACUAGCAGCUGCCAAUUUAUUCUGAAUAAAUAAAUUAAUGCUA
This is a messenger RNA of Pteropus alecto (black flying fox), 521 nucleotides long. RefSeq names its product microseminoprotein, prostate associated (gene MSMP). The coding region runs from base 1 to 420 and encodes 139 amino acids. The record is from RefSeq and is a predicted model, not a curated record. The transcript is spliced from 3 exons. Lineage: Eukaryota; Metazoa; Chordata; Mammalia; Chiroptera; Pteropodidae.